AUGAUUAGCAAUCUGUACCAGGCAACGGUUAUCCUGUGUUCGACGCUCUAUUUUAACAUUAACCAACGGGUAAUCGAAGCAGUGCAAACGCUGUGUAAUUUUGACGAUAAUGAAAACUACUGGAAUCGGAAUGUUCAACGAAAGUCGAAAAUUUGCACCAAAGUGUCUAGGGAGAUUGACCAGCUGUGCUACCUGCAUCGAAUCACUACCCAAGCAGCUCAACGAAUAACACGUAUUCUAAGUGUGUCACUAAUGUUGACUACAUUAUUUCAUUUCGUUGUUGUGAUAACAGAGGUUUACUACAACUACAUCAGUUUGGUGAGCGGCCUGCGAGCGGGACACUAUGACUUGUAUGUGCAGAGCUUGGCUUCACUGGGCUUCAUCAUUAUGUGCAUUGUGCAGUUCUACCAUUCUAUAUCGUUCAGUGGUCACAUGACCAAGCGGGCGGAAGCAACCGCGAUAUUCUUGAACGAAUUUUUUCUCUCCGAUGUCGAUCAGUGUGUUGAAAGAAGUAUUGAAAUAUUCACCCUCGAGAUGUUGCACCAUGACUACCGACUCCGGAUGUUCGACUGUUUUACGAUGGAUGGCACGCUUGCCUACGCGGCUGCCGCAACAAUGACGAGCUACCUAGUAAUGCUGAUACAAUUCGGAUUGGUGAAUCACUAAGCUACUCUAUCAGGUAGAU
Messenger RNA from Ochlerotatus camptorhynchus, 685 nucleotides. Its product is annotated as gustatory receptor for bitter taste 66a-like. The coding region runs from base 1 to 666 and encodes 221 amino acids. Gene Ontology annotation, biological process: male courtship behavior; sensory perception of taste; chemosensory behavior. Gene Ontology annotation, cellular component: axon; neuronal cell body; membrane. The transcript has 5 exons. NCBI's taxonomy places the organism in Eukaryota, Metazoa, Arthropoda, Insecta, Diptera, Culicidae. The record is from RefSeq and is a predicted model, not a curated record.